UAACAAAAAGGAAAGGGUCGUUUUCUUCUGUUCAGUAAUAUGAAUGAAUGUCUCUUCCUUGAUUUUUUUCUUGAAGUGUAAUAAUCGAAAGUUAACAGCAAAUUUUUAUAACGAGCUGAACUAAGCUCGUGCAAAAUAGUUCAGGAUGUCUGCAAGCGCAGUGUAUGUCUUGGAUUUAAAAGGAAAGGUGCUGGUGUGCCGAAAUUAUCGGGGAGAUGUGGACAUGUCUGAGAUCGAGCACUUCAUGACCCUUCUGAUGGACAAGGAGGAGGAGGGAACGCUCUCUCCUAUCCUGGCUCAUGGGGGAGUCCGUUUCAUGUGGAUCAAACAUAACAAUCUCUACUUGGUUGCAACAUCCAAGAAAAAUGCCAGUGUCUCACUGGUUUUCUCCUUCUUGUACAAAAUUGUCCAGGUAUUUUCAGAGUAUUUCAAAGAGUUGGAGGAAGAGAGCAUUAGAGACAAUUUUGUUAUCAUAUAUGAGCUGAUGGAUGAGCUGAUGGACUUUGGAUAUCCUCAGACCACUGACAGCAAGAUUCUACAAGAAUACAUAACCCAGGAGGGACACAAGCUAGAUACUGGCGCCCCGCGACCCCCCGCCACAGUCACCAAUGCUGUCUCCUGGAGGUCAGAGGGCAUUAAGUACAGGAAGAACGAGGUCUUCCUGGACGUCAUUGAGUCAGUCAACCUCCUGGUCAGUGCCAAUGGUAAUGUUCUACGUAGUGAGAUUGUUGGCUCCAUUAAGAUGCGUGUCUUCCUGUCUGGAAUGCCUGAGUUGCGGCUGGGUCUGAACGACAAGGUUCUGUUUGAAAACACUGGACGAGGAAAGAGUAAAUCAGUGGAGCUGGAGGAUGUCAAGUUUCACCAGUGUGUCCGUCUGUCUCGCUUUGAGAAUGACCGCACCAUCUCCUUCAUUCCUCCUGAUGGAGAGUUUGAGCUCAUGUCAUACCGCCUCAAUACUCAUGUGAAGCCUUUGAUCUGGAUCGAGUCUGUUAUUGAGAAGCACUCCCACAGUCGAAUCGAGUACAUGAUUAAGGCAAAGAGCCAGUUCAAAAGGCGCUCCACAGCCAACAACGUGGAGAUUCACAUUCCUGUGCCAACGGAUGCUGACUCACCCAAAUUCAAGACCACUGUGGGCAGCGUGAAGUGGGUGCCUGAGAACAGUGAGAUCGUCUGGUCAAUCAAGUCUUUCCCUGGAGGGAAGGAGUAUUUGAUGCGAGCCCACUUCGGUCUGCCAAGUGUAGAGGCUGAAGACAAAGAGGGGAAGCCACCAAUCAGUGUCAAGUUUGAGAUCCCUUACUUCACCACUUCAGGGAUCCAGGUGCGUUACCUGAAGAUCAUUGAGAAGAGUGGAUACCAGGCUCUGCCGUGGGUGCGCUACAUCACCCAAAAUGGAGAUUACCAGCUCCGGACUCAGUAGGCAGCGCCUCGGCCAUGUGUAGGCAGGUGGAAAUCACGACUGGGUGGAGUCAAGCCACUAAUGUGCUAUCAAUGGCAGGUGGUACUCACAAGACCAGAGGACUGUCACUAUCUACUUUUUUUGUUUUUAUUUGUUAAAGCUCUAUUCCUCCAUGAUCAAUGCAAAUAUUAGAAUGAGCCUUCAGUUAGACAUGGUUAAAAUCGUGAUUAUGUUUUACUGCUACGCAGCUCCUGUCACGAUGGAGACCAAGGAAAGCAGGAGUAACGUUUACAUCCUUGUACAUGGUGCAGAGUUGUACACAACCUAUCAGAGUGGUUUAAGAGAGUAUGUUACAAUUCUCAUUGAAAGUUACUGUAAUCGCCUGCACACAGGUCAGCAACACUCAUUCAGCCUCAGUAUAUUUUUUUGUAUGAAAGCUGCUUUGUUCUGCCACAAUUCCUGUUUGACUAUCUGUAUAUACAGUAUUUGUUACAUGUUAAUGAACUUAAAUUCAGUGUUAUUAGAUGAAUAACUGUAAAUUAAAAGCAUUUUUUUUUCUUUUUGUAAAAUUUUUUUUCCAUGUGAUGCCAUUGAUACAUGCCAUAGCAUUGCCUUCCGUUUUGUCCAUUUUGACUCCCUUGAUGUUCAGCUUUCCAAAAAAAUAUUAAACAUGGCAAGUUUAAGCUGAACAGGACAAUACCUGCUUUUCUUCUCUCUGUAACCUCAUCCUUUUCAAUCAUUAAAUGUCUGUUUAGAGAAAACCA
Melanotaenia boesemani (Boeseman's rainbowfish) is the source of this 2160-nucleotide messenger RNA. It is a transcript of the gene ap1m1, whose product is annotated as adaptor related protein complex 1 subunit mu 1. Gene Ontology annotation, molecular function: clathrin-cargo adaptor activity. Gene Ontology annotation, cellular component: clathrin adaptor complex; clathrin-coated vesicle. The transcript is spliced from 12 exons. The coding region runs from base 146 to 1417 and encodes 423 amino acids. The record is from RefSeq and is a predicted model, not a curated record. Lineage: Eukaryota; Metazoa; Chordata; Actinopteri; Atheriniformes; Melanotaeniidae. Gene Ontology annotation, biological process: intracellular protein transport; vesicle-mediated transport.